GUUGCUUACAGACGUUUCGUGGGUUGUGGUCGUCGUGUUUCUAUCUAAAAAGAUUAUUGUUAGCUAACUCCUCAGAAAAGCUCGAAUCUUGAAGAGUUAAAAAUUAAGCAAACAGAAGUGAAAAUUUUGCGCUAAUUUCAAUAUUGUCUCUAAAACUAACAAUAAAAAUAAUAACAAUGAAACAGCAAGUUGUUGGAAUUCUAUUUGCACUUGUUGCGAUCUCGAAUGCGGCAGUAAAGGUUCCCGUCACUAUUUACUACGAAUCCCUAUGCCCCGAUAGUGCAGCACUUAUAACUGAAAAAAUCCAUCCAGUCCUCCAAGAUGAACUCAAAGAGCAUGUUGAUAUUACCUGGGUACCAUUUGGAAAAUCAGAAAUGUACACUCAAGGCGCCGAUGUGGAAUUCACCUGCCAUCAUGGACCAAAUGAAUGUUAUGGCAACAAAGUUCAUGCUUGCGCCAUCAACAUCAUUCAGGCAAACUCUUACCAAGCUGAAUUCACUAGGGAAUCCCUUACACUGGACUUCAUUACUUGCUUAAUGAAGGUCGGCAAAAACUUCCCAGACAAUGUGUAUCCGGGCGCUAAAUGUGCUCGCGAAAAUCACAUCAAUACCUGGGCAAACAUUGAAACGUGUGCCAAUUCCACUGAGGGUAGCAAACUCCUGCAGGAACAAGGAAAGAUGACCAAUGCAUUCCAAAAACCACUCACCAGUGUGCCAACUGUUGUAUUUAAACAUGUAUUCGACAAUGAUGUCCAACAAAUGGCAUUGAAGGACUUCAAGACAACAUUGUGUGGUUAUAUUAUGGAACCAAAGCCAAAAACUUGUAUGCCAGUUAACUCAGCUGCAGGAUUAAGCUUCAUUCCAUUUUUGGGUGCUGCCCUUUAUGCUGUAUCAAGAUUGGUUUAAAACAUUCUUUAAAGGCUCAAAUAAGAUCAUAAAUUCGUAAAAUUUGAUCUUAAACUGUGUUUUUAGUUCAUUGUUAUAGAUAAAAUAUUUUUUUUUGUAUUUAAAAAGAAGAAUUGGUUUAUUAGAGUUUUAUGAGUAGAGCAUUCUCAUUUAUAUUUUUUUUAUAUUAUUUUAUUUAACUGUGUUAGAAUAGUUUACAGCUUUAAUUAAAACAAUCGAAAAAUCUUCCGUCCAGUGAUCGCGCAAAAUAGAGUUUAACAUUCGCAUGAUAUCAUUUUAUGUAAUUGUGUAAUUUUACGAAAUCAUAAUAAAUUUUU
Molecule: messenger RNA, 1222 nt
Organism: Episyrphus balteatus (marmalade hoverfly)
Lineage: Eukaryota; Metazoa; Arthropoda; Insecta; Diptera; Syrphidae
Gene: GILT1
Product: GILT-like protein 1
Exons: 4
Coding region: 177-905 (242 amino acids)
Molecular function (GO): oxidoreductase activity, acting on a sulfur group of donors, disulfide as acceptor
Source: RefSeq, a predicted model, not a curated record